AUGUCUUCAGAGAUGGAGGAAUGGCUAUGCGACUCUAAUGAUGCGCUGAGCUUGUCGCUGAUUCGCGCCCCGGAAGACAAGGAAGCUCUUCACGGCGAUGAGCGGAAAACGGUCGCUCCUUUUCAUCCUGCGUUCACCUAUCCCAUCUAUGGCGAGCAGGAGAAGAUUUUUGGCUACAAGGGUCUAGAGAUAAGGCUUUCCUUCGCCUCCGGCAGCCUGAAGCAAAUGCUGGACAUUUCCUAUGACUCGAAGCUCGAUUCUGAAGCUACUCCAGCGGACGAUGUCGAGGGCAAGCUGUACCAAUUCAUCCCUCCCGACUACUCCAAGUCAAGCUUUUCGUUUGAGCAGACGGUUGACGACGAUGCGUCAAAUUUCAAACCUCUAGGCGAGAAAAUUGGAUCAUACGCUCGACCCUCGUCGAGCGGGACGAGCAGAGCCAAAGGCAAGGGUAAAGGAAAAGCCAACGGUGCAGCGGUGGAGCUCAAGGAAGAUGACCCGAAUGCAGUGGUGUAUGAGAUGUACAAGUCCACAUGGAACACUACCGGAUUCAGAGAGUAUCACCGCCGGAUGCAGCUGUUCAUUUUGCUAUUCAUUGAGGGGGGAAGCUAUAUUCAGGAGGACGAAGACGCUUGGGAAUUCAUAACCCUGUUCGAAAAGCGCCGUCGAGCCGAUACCGAUCUAUGCACCUACCACUUUGUUGGAUACACCUCGGUGUAUCCCUUUUGGUGUUUCCCUGAUCAAGUCAGGUUGCGGUUGAGCCAAUUCGUCAUACUUCCACCAUAUCAAAGCCAAGGUCAUGGAUCCAAACUUUACAACGCCUUGUACCUCCACGCUCUGUCUCGAAAGGACGUCGCAGAGCUCACGGUUGAAGAUCCAGCCGAGGCGUUUGAGGAUCUGCGGGACCGAUGUGACUUGCGAUAUCUCGUCUCCAAAGGGAUUUUGGACGACCCUGGGUUCUCUGAUGGCGUUGGCGCAGAUGUGCGAGGACCGAGGGCGAAAUGGGAAGAAAAAGUCAGGAAGGAAUACAAGAUCGCACAGCGCCAGUUUGAUCGCGUUCUUGAAAUGUUGCUGCUUCGCGAGCUGGACGAGAAGGAUCCAGCCAAAGUCAAGGCGUUCCGACUCGGUGUCAAGGCGAGGCUGUACAGGUUCAAUUAUGAAAUGCUGUCACAAAUGACACUCGAAGAGCGAAAAGAUGCUCUGGCAAAGACUUACGAAUCGGUGGUCCAGGACUACCGUCGUAUUCUCGCGCAGGCUUUCCAUUGA
Molecule: messenger RNA, 1263 nt
Organism: Kockovaella imperatae
Lineage: Eukaryota; Fungi; Basidiomycota; Tremellomycetes; Tremellales; Cuniculitremaceae
Product: histone acetyltransferase type B catalytic subunit
Exons: 9
Coding region: 1-1263 (420 amino acids)
Biological process (GO): subtelomeric heterochromatin formation
Cellular component (GO): nucleus
Molecular function (GO): histone H4 acetyltransferase activity; histone binding
Source: RefSeq, a predicted model, not a curated record